AUGUCUGGAAAAGACCUUUAUAACUUCUGUGAAGGAAAGGAAUCAUUAUUGAUUUUAGGAAAGAAAAGAUCAUCUUUGUAUAUAGUCGGGAGGUAUAAUGAUAAUUCAUGGAAUAGAGGAAUAGUUAAUACAACAAAUAGUUUUAUAUUUCAUAUAGAUAUGUAUGAUGGUGUUAAAGUCACAACACCGAAAGAAAAUAACAAUAAUUGUAGAAUUAAUACCGACUAUGGAUCUACAUUUGGGUCAGGUGAUUUAUGUAUAGAUGGAUAUAACUGGACAUAUGAAAUCAAUUCAUACAAUCCAGAUUUUACACGUAGAACUCAUAAGAUAGAAUUUGUUGAAGUUUAUCAGAUUAAGAAAAUGAACAA
Racocetra persica is the source of this 368-nucleotide messenger RNA. The record is from the annotation of a GenBank genome assembly. Lineage: Eukaryota; Fungi; Glomeromycota; Glomeromycetes; Diversisporales; Gigasporaceae.